AUGAUGGCACACAUGGCCGACAUGGGCAAGUUCCACAUGAGUUUCUAUCCUUGUGGCGGUGACGAAUGGGAGGAAGAUGAGGCGUCCCACAACUUCCUUAAGAAUCUCAAGCCGAAGCUGUGCAACAUGCAGUGCACUUCACUCACGGAGCGUCUCCAACUCGCAUUGUUGGACCACCCGCACGGAAUCGACUCGCCUUUUCUCAACCCAAAAGAGAAGUCCUUCCUGGACGCAAUGAGCCAGGCGGAAAGGCGCAGAAUGUUCUCCCUCACGGAUGAAGAGCAGGCCUUUUUGGAUGGAGGAAAAGAAGGUGAAGACAUCACUAUGCCAAGCUUGCCAUCCUCGUCAGCAGGUUCCUUCCAGUUCCUCCCGGAGGUGUAUGCCGUGCGCCAGUCGCUCGAGACCCGAAGCAUCAACAUCCGGAGGACCGCCCUUCCAGGCUGUUGCGUGCUGGCCUAA
Molecule: messenger RNA, 459 nt
Organism: Symbiodinium natans
Lineage: Eukaryota; Dinophyceae; Suessiales; Symbiodiniaceae
Source: the annotation of a GenBank genome assembly